AUGAGCGAUUUUCUUAGCGAGAAUAACGCUCUUCAUCUACUGCACGCCACCGUUAAAAAUUAUGAGGUUUGUAGUGAUUUCGGGCUGUAAGACCAUUGAAAUAAUGUGUAUGAACGCUCGACAAAAUAGACGACCUUAAUUUUUCGGGCUUUUCUCAAAAAAAAGUUCAUUUUCUCUAAAUCUUCAGAAAGAUGUGACCUCGUUUUACUUGGCGAACGACCAGGCGACGUCCAAGUUCACGGGCCGAUUCGACUUCAAAACGUUUGCGAAAAAGUGUUUCGAUCCGAUCGAUUCGAAAGAGUUGGGCGAGCUAUACGUGCGGAUGCUCAUCGAGAGCCAGUCGUACAUGCACAUGCACCAGAAGAGCCGCAUCGGCGCCGCCGGCUUCCCGCACUCGUUCGUCUCGGUGCCCGAGCUGCUGCUCAACAUGAUCCUCGCCUACCAGCUGCCGCAACAGAAGUUCGUGCCGUUCGAGAAGAAGGAGGAGAGGGAGGAGAAGCCGGAGGAAGAGACUUCUGGAGCAGGAGCAGUCGGGGGAGGAUCGCGCAAGAAACGGAGAAGUUCGGCAGCCGGAAAGAAGGGAAAAAAUGUGACGAUAAAUCCAAGAGUCGUUCUGCACAAUGAAUUGGCUGCCAAACUUCUCGAGGAGAUGCUCAAGAUUCCACUAGCACCAGAGGUAAAAUUAGGCAUAUUUUGAAAUAACCAUUUUUCAAACAAAAUCCACUUUUUUGCAGUCCAAAGUGUGGAAGCAGGCGAAAUACGUGUUGUGCCCGUCGAAUUGUCCCAAGCAAAUGACCGUUUUCGGACGAAUUAUAGCCAAAAAUACCGAUUCUGGAUUUAUCAGGUAGGACUUUUGAAGAUCACUCUUUUUGCACGAACUUUAGCAACUCUUUAAAAAUUGUAUGAAAAAAGACAAUUUACUAGAAAAAUCGGCGCUGUCUUUCGGAGAUUUAAUUUAAAAAAUGAUUUUUACAGUUUUAACGCGCUGAACUUCUUCAUGCACGACCAGACGCUGAACCGCUACCUCGAGAAUCCGGCGACGAUCCUGCACGCCCUCUACAUCGGUCCCCUAAGCGCCCAAACGAUCGAGGUGUUCGCCGCGAACCGUUCGGACGCUUUCCGCGGAAAAUGCCGCGAAGUGCUGCGGAUGGCCAUCGAGGCGACGCGCGAUCCGAUGAAAUUCCAGGCGCUCGAGCCGGAUUACAUAGCGCCGAACCAUCCGGAUCACGUGAAAUUUCGGGAUUUCGUCGAGACGGUCACCCAGUUGAUUCGCGAUUUGAACGGCGAAAACAAUGCGAACACGGGGCUGCACGCGGGCUGGGCUUGUGCGGCCAUCAAGAAGUUCGGCCACAAGAGAUAUGUAGACAAGACGUGGAAGGACGAGAACUUCUACGACCUGAUCUGGACGGUUCUGGCGCAGAGGCCCAAUUUGAAGAAGUUUGUGAUCGAUGUGCUCGAGAAGAACUUCAAGGACUACAACGCGGCGAGAUUUUGGCGACGAAUGCAACCGUAUCAGAUGAACAGAACGAUAAUAUUCAAUCAGAAUGUUAUUCGCGAGGAUCCGCUCAAGCCGACCGACGAAUUUCUCAACUUUCCGCCGUGCGUCCGUCAAAUUAGUGUGAUUUCCAACGAAAAAGAGUUGCGUGACUUGCAAAUGCUUCUGGAGUACAAGGCGUCGCGCGAAGAUCGUCUUUGCGUGGGCGUCGACGCCGAAUGGAGUGCCUACGUGAACCCGUCCAAGGCGACGAUUCUGCAGAUGGCGCUGACCGACAUUGUGUACAUUUUGGAUCUGGAGUCGGCGCAAAUCUCGCAGAACACCUACAUGCUCUUCCUUUCGUAUCUGUUUGAGACGCCCGAAAUCAUCAAGAUCGGUUUCCAGUUCGGCGAGGACCUCCAUCAGCUACGUGCCGCGUUCCGCAACUGUUCGAGUCUCUACAAGCCGAACAGUGUGGUGUGCGUCGGAAAAUUGAUAAUGGACCUGAUGGACGAGAUUGGCAAGCAGGACAAUUCGGAGGAGAUCAAAAAAGAGUGGCUGCCGUUUUUGACGGACGAGGAGAAGGGCGGCAAGGAGAGUGCCGACAGCAGCAUCGACGAGACGGCCGACAAGUCGAUGUCGAACGAAUCGAUGGAAGUGAUGGAGUCGGAGGCCGUCGCCACGUCAUCCUCGUCGGAGGUGGCGAAGCCGGCGAAAGAGGAGAACGUGAAGCAGUUCCUCAACAAGGGACUCUCGUUUAUAUGCGAAAAAGUGCUAGGACGUCCACUCGACAAGACCGAACAGUGCUCUGUUUGGGAUCGACGACCGUUAAGGAAUUUGCAGGUUGUUUUCUAAUUUCAAUGUUUCAAAAAUGUAAUAAUUUUCAGAUGCGCUACGCAGCAAUGGACGCCUAUUGCAUGUUGAUGUUGUACGACAAAAGCAAGCCGAUUUUCCAGCACAUCGGCCUCGACGCCAAAGAUUUUCUGGCUAAGCAAUCGCCGAUCCGAAUAUCGUUGCCCUUGUUGAGUGAGGGAAAACUCUGA
This is a messenger RNA of Caenorhabditis sp. 36 PRJEB53466, 2517 nucleotides long. The record is from the annotation of a GenBank genome assembly. Lineage: Eukaryota; Metazoa; Nematoda; Chromadorea; Rhabditida; Rhabditidae.